This is a messenger RNA of Armigeres subalbatus, 4448 nucleotides long. RefSeq lists its product as uncharacterized. Bases 588 to 4448 code for a protein of 1286 amino acids. NCBI's taxonomy places the organism in Eukaryota, Metazoa, Arthropoda, Insecta, Diptera, Culicidae. The transcript has 4 exons. Gene Ontology annotation, biological process: DNA integration; proteolysis. The record is from RefSeq and is a predicted model, not a curated record. Gene Ontology annotation, molecular function: zinc ion binding; aspartic-type endopeptidase activity; nucleic acid binding.
ACAUGCCAACUGAUUAGCCUAAAUACAGAUGAGAAAAACUAGUACAUUAUGAUCCUAUUCUCAGAUUUUUUCGCAGAAUUCAAAAAGAGUGAAAUCAAGAUGUCAAUCGGGGGCAAGUACGUUCGUAUCCGAUCUACUGACGGCCGAGAGAAUUUCAGUUCCGACGAAGAUGUAGUUGAGACGUUGAACGUUGGAAAGUUUGUUCGCGCUCCAUUCGAUGUCGUAUCGGAGCAAGAGAACGACGAUGGCAUAUCCGACCCCAACCGAGAAAACGAAAUAUUGAGGCGACAGGUGACUGAACUUCAAAAGACAAUUGAAGUGUUGUCAUCUCGUAACCAGAGACAGCCUGAGCAGAGCCGUAAAAAUGAUGACAUCGAUGAAAGUUGGAGCUGCCCCAGAGAAGUGUCAUCAACAUCGAUGGGGGCAGGAAAUACUAUCAGAUGGGACCAGAUGAAGCCAUUCCCAAAAGGCAUUCCCGCAAAUAAAAUGUGGGAGGAAUGGACAAAGUACAUUGAGAACUUUGAGAUAGCCGCCUCCCUCUCAAAUGCAUAUGAUCCUGUACGUCGUUCGCAGUUGUUAUUCUUUCCAUGGACGGAGAGCUACAGAGCAUCGUUCGCGCAGCAAGGUUGAGACCCAACUUGAAAGACGAGAAUUGCUAUGCAAUUUUUACUGGCAACAUAGAAGGUCAUCUUCGAUCUAUGACAGACACUGCGGCUGAACACCAAGCGUUUUCAUGUAUGCAACAGGAAAGAGAAGAAUCCAUAGUCAACUUCCAUGCCAGGUUGAUGGAAAAAGUACGUCUUUGCCACUACAGUGCCAAUGAUCAGGAACGGUUUGUCCGAGCACAAUUGCUCAAGGGCAUGUCUAACAGAGAGCUUGCAAGAACCGCGAGAACGUUCGGCCAUGAAACAAAUUUUAUUGUUCAGUCUGCCACCAGAGACGAGGCAUUUCAGAUGGAGGAAGCUCGGAACAAGACCACACAGGACGUGAUGAUAAAUCAAGUUCGCAGACAACUACCCAGUGCACCAUUUAAGCGGCGUGGUGGACAGGAUUCAAGUUUUGGUCAUCGCAACAAGCAACAACGUUUGAAUAUAAGUUAUCCUAACAGUCGUCGUGAUCGCUGUUCCCGAUGCAAUCGAUGGGCCCAUUGGAACCGACCAUGUCCAGCAUUGAAGCUGAAAUGCAAUACUUGUGGUUCUACUGGCCACUUUGCGGCCGCCUGUCGACAGAAUCGUAUCAAUAUCAUUCAAGACAAUCCGGAACAACAGGAAGUUACAGUUGAAACAAAAUUGGAAGAGCUGAAUGCGCUUUCCCUUGAAGACGUGCUCAUAGAUUGUCGUUUGGGUUCAACUGUUAUCAAGUUCCUCGUCGAUUCGGGAGCGGACGUUAACGUCAUCGGAGGGGCCGAUUGGAGUAACCUGAGAAAAGACUAUGAUGCAGGACUAACGAAGUUGACGCCAACUAUAAUUGAAAAGGGAAGAGGAUUGCAAGCCUACGCUACCAGUGUUCCUAUGAUUAUCGAUUUUUCUUUCCGAGCGGAAAUAGAAUCAGCAGCAAGUUCAAUCACAGCUGACUUUAUGGUGGUACAAAAAGGGAAACGGUCGCUCUUGGGAAGGUCAACAGCAAGUGACCUUAAGCUCUUAUUCAUUGGCUCACAAAUCAACGACUGUCGAGAGACUCAAGUUGACAUUUUUCCCAAAAUGCCAGGCGUCAGUGUUAAGUUUAGUGUCGACACUUCUGUCCCACCUACUAAGAAUGCAUAUUACAACAUUCCGGCUGCCUAUCGCGAAGGAGCUCGUCAUCGCCUGCAAGAAAUGCAAGAUAGCGGAAUAAUCGAAAGGGUAACAACAGCUCCUGGCUGGAUUAGUGGAAUGUCAGCCGUACCAAAGGGUAAGGAUGACUUCAGGCUAGUCGUUAACAUGCGAGCGCCAAAUCGAGCCAUCAUGCGUGAAUACUUUCGCCUCCCAUUACUGGACGAGAUGAAAGUCAAAUUGCAUGGUGCAAAAUACUUUUCAAAACUCGAUUUGAAAAGUGCAUAUUACCAUCUGGAGUUGUGCCCUGAAUCAAGAGACUUGACAACAUUCUUAACGGAGAGUGGCAUGUUCAGAUUUACCCGUCUGAUGUUUGGGGUAAACUGCGCCCCAGAGAUUUUUCAGCGCGAGAUGACACGCAUUCUGGAGCAUGUAGACAACAAGAUAGUUUAUAUCGACGACGUCUUGCUUUUCGCGGACACUUUGGACGAACUACACGAAACUGUUACCGAAGUACACCGAAUCUUCAAAGAGAAUAACUUGACUCUGAAUAGUGCCAAAUGCGAGUAUGACAAAACAAGAAUAACUUUCCUGGGACAUGAACUAGACCAAAACGGAUUCCAUAUAGAAGAGGCCAAAAUUGCAGCUAUACAAAAGUUUCGACGUCCUGCAACAGCAUCGGAGUUGCGAAGUUUUCUUGGGCUAGCUUCGUUUGUUAGUCCCUACAUCUGCAACUUCGCAAAGAUCUCUAAUCCUCUCUGGACGGCCGCUGGAGCAAAAUCUUGGCAAUGGGGAGAUGAACAAGAAAAGUCUUUCAACGAACUGAAAUCACAAAUAAUACAGUGCACCGUGUCGCUGGGUUAUUUUUCGGAUAAAGAACGAACAGUCCUUUACACUGAUGCAUCCCCACAUGCAUUGGGGGCUGUACUUGUUCAGGAGUGUGAAGACAGAAAUCCUCGAAUAAUUAGUUUUGCCUCUAAGUCGCUGACAUCAACGGAAAAGAACUAUGCUCAGAAUCAAAGAGAAGCUCUGGCUGCUGUCUGGGCAGUAGAACACUUCUCAUACUUUUUGCUUGGCAGGCAAUUCGUUCUACGUACAGAUGCGAGUGGCAUUACGUUCAUUUUUGAUCGGACACGUGAAAAUACCAAAAGGGCUCUUACUCGAGCAGAUGGAUGGGCAUUAAGGCUAAGCCCUUACAGGUAUACGUUAGAGUAUGUCAAAGGCCGGGAUAAUAUCGCAGAUCCGUCAUCACGCUUAUAUCAUGGCAACGAUGAGCCCUUUAACGAAGAAUCGAGCCCCUGGGAAAUCGCAAGCCUUGAAGCGAAUGCUAUUAGCUUUGUUACUGAAAACGAGAUUAGGGAAUUCACAGUGAAGGAUGAAACAUUACAACAGGUUAUUGCAUCACUGAAUUCGGGAAAAUGGACAAACGCGCUUAGCAGAUUCCACGCGGUUUCGAAUGAUCUCCUUGUUCAAAAUGGGAUACUAACGAAACUUGGUUGUGCAGUCAUCCCUGAACAGUUGCGUCAGAAAACGUUGGAUGUUGCACAUUCCGGUCAUCCAUUGUCAGCCAAACUGAAAAGCAUUCUUCGAGAACGUGUAUGGUGGCCCGGCAUGUCACAAGAUGCAGAAAAAUGGGUCGAAUCUUGUAAGACAUGCGCUGUGAAUGGAAAACCAGAGAAGCAUACUCCGAUGCAACGGGUUUUCGCUCCAAAAACGGCUUGGGAAACGGUAGCUAUCGAUUUUAACGGUCCAUACGCGAAAUAUGGGGGAAUCUCCAUACUGGUAAUCAUCGACUACAGAUCUAGAUACGCAUAUGCCAGGCCAGUUAAAUCCACUAGCUUUGAGUGUACAAGAAAGGUACUGGAUGAUGUUUUCGAUAAGGAAGGUUUCCCCAAAGCUAUCAAAUCCGACAAUGGUCCGCCGUUCAAUGGGGAAGAAUAUAAAACCUACUGUGCACAACGAGGUAUUCAAUUAAUAUUUUCUACUCCGUUUUUUCCACAACAAAACGGAUUGGUGGAAAAUUUCAUGAAGAUCAUUAACAAAGCCAUGUGUGCUGCAUCAACCGGAAGCAACACCUACAACGAAGAAGUGCAGGCAGCUGUCCAAGCACAUAACUCUGCUGCCCAUACCAUUACGAAGAUGCCACCGGAGGAAGUCAUGUACGGUAGAAAGAUUCAGCGACUAUUACCGUUGCUGAACCGAGGAAAGGCCAAUGUUGACGAGAAUUUACUAAACACUAGGGAUCACAAAGCUAAAACAUAUUCCAAGGAACAUGCUGACGCUCGGCGUGGCGCAAAACCUAGCAAGGUUCGCAUAGGAGAUAACGUCAUUCUUGAACGAAACAUUAAAGCCAAAGGAGAAUCUAGAUUCGAUCCGAAACGUUACACUGUAGUAGAAGAGAAUAACGGAAGCUUGAUUUUGCGCGAUGAUGGUGGAGUAGUAGUUCGACGACAUAUCACACAGGCUAGGAAAGUGAACAUUUGGCGAAAAUCUGGACGUGAAGCUGCCGAGAAAAUAAUCAGGACCGACAAAGGAACAACCAAGACGAAAGACACCGAAGAGUAUAAGACAUCGACUCGACCUUCACACGAUCAGGAGCAUCUGUUUGCAGGGGUGAACGUAUUGAUGGGAAUAUUCCGCAAAAACAUGGGUCAUCCAGCUCUAGCACAGCACAAAAUCAGCUUUACUUCGGAUUAA